Amoebophrya sp. A120 is the source of this 3945-nucleotide messenger RNA. The record is from the annotation of a GenBank genome assembly. NCBI's taxonomy places the organism in Eukaryota, Dinophyceae, Syndiniales, Amoebophryaceae.
CACGGUUUGAUUCACUCACGACUGAGAGAAGCCAGCACUCAAGUAGUGUCGAUGCUCCUCUGCUAGGACCAGGACGGCGAGAAGUGAUGUCUGAGUAAGAUAUUAAUCAGACGAAUCAUCGCCCUUUCUUCAAGAUGCCACCACUCAGCUGCUGCCACGACCGAGGGCCGGACUUAUCCGAGACCACCUUCAGGAGCACAGCUCCGUGUAAUUCGUCAUCUUCGCCCAGCUCUACUAGUUCGUCGAGCAGUGCGAAAGCAAGAUAUCGACAUGGAGAAAUGAGGUUUCGAGCAAGAAGAACCCCCGCCGUUUUAGGUGCAGCAGCCUGUUGGACAACCGCACUCCUUCCCAACAUCCAGGAAAUCUUGUUUCAGGCAAAUUUGAAUUUCCACCAAAAUCUUGUCGCCGCAAAGCAGCACAGGAGCACAAGGAAGAGCAGCGAGCACCACCAACAGGGACGAGAAAAGCAAGAGUCUCUCCUCGAUGCUGCGUUAAGCUCCGUGAAGAAGAGCGCAGAAGACCUUCUCCACUGGCGCGGCGAGGGACAAAACUUUCGAGUACACAAAAAAAUGAUCGUCAAAGUGAAGAAGCUAUCCUGUGCAAAAGUAUCGUACUCGUAGUAAUUGCAAUCAUGCAUGACAAAUUGCCCAUCUUAGGCAAAUCAGCAUUACAAAUUGCACUUUUCUCUUUGAAAAAAUUUGUAAUGCAAUCUAUACUAGUACGAUACUUUUGUAAUGCAUAGAAGCGGAAGAGGAGCAAAAAACGGAGUGGUGCAAGAACCGCCGCGGCUGGUCGAAAAUCAUCAUCCUCUUCCACCUCUGCCGGCAGAGUCUACUCGUCCACCUCGAGUAGUAGUAGAAGUGGCCGAUUGCAAGAUGGGCAUCGUCAAGAUGAACGCCAGCAGCUUCGAAAGAUGAACAAGAAACAGAGAAGGAAAGCCGCGAAAGGAGCUGCUGCAGCAGCAGCAGCAACAGCUGCUGCACAGAUGAGAGGUCUUCAGAAGAAGACCUUGAGAAGCGAAAAACUACUAGUACGCGAAGACGAGAAAGAUGGUAGUGGGAGUGAAGAGGAGAUUCCGGAUGAAGAAGUAGACAAAAUGAUGAACGAGAAUAGCGAAACAUUGCAUCCGGACGAGCCCGUGGGGCUGGACGCCACGACAAGCACAACGAGCACUUCCACGACAAGCACAAGCACGACUUCUACUACGACGACGAAAGCCGGAACGUCUACAGGAAGUUUUUCUGGCGCGUCAAUCCGGAUGCCGGGCCCUGCCCCUGCGCCAGCUCCGACCUCCUCGUCUUUGGUGCAGCACGAUUGGGACGAUGGGGACAACUCGACCGAAGCACCGCAAAGGACCACUGCAGGAGCAGUACAAAUACAAGACGCGGAUGACACAAACUCGACAACGAUGUCGCCCCCAAAGGAUGCUGCUGGACAACAUCAAGGAAGCUCCUCGUCAGCCUACCUCACAACCGCACAAAAUAACGUCUUCCACAACCUGACCAACCGGAGCAGCGAGCAGAUUGGCGAGUCCAUCAGCACAACAUCAAGUUCUACUACUUCCACAACCGCUGCGACAACGACGACAUUAGCUGGCGGCGAUUUUUACACGCCUGAGGCGAUGGUGCUGGCAAGGAAUAAUAAGGCGGGUGACGAUGAAGACGAUGAAAUAAAUCGGACACAAUCCUACCUGCAGAAGCAAGACGUGGUGAUUCGCCGGAGGAUUCCGGUGAGUCAAUACGGGCAGAACAACCUCCAAGGGGCUCCUGUGGCGGGUGGACAGCAAGUGCUGCAAGCAGGUGCAGGGCCAAGCUAUCCGCAGCCGGCGCUAGUAGUGCAAGGAGGUAAUGGCUACGCUGCGCAGCCACCGCCGGCGCUAUACGAAGAUCCGCAGUUUCUCGCAACGGCCUCAGACGGGCAGCAGUUGGUGCAGUCGAACCUCCUCCAGGGAACAGUGAAUGGCAUGGUCAAAAAUGAUGUUGUCCCGCAGCAAAAUAAUCAAGUCCCGCAAGAACAGCAGCAGCUACAAUCCCGUCAGCGUGUUUUCGCCACGGUGAGUACUACCGGAACGCCAAAUGGACCGCAGAUUCAAGUCCCGCAAAUGUACAACAACCCAACGACAACUAAGCAGUUUGCAAUCAACCAAGACGGAUUGGAAGAUGAGGAACAGCUUGACGACUGGCCAGCAACUACGAACAGCUACGAAGAGGAUGGGGAGUACGAGGACAGCUACGAUAGCGGGGAGGACGAUUACGAUUCCGGUGAAGACGCAGCUUAUCUAGAAGAGCAAGGCGAUGACAGCGACGAAGACGAUAGCACGAAUAGUACCACGACGGGGUUUGUCGACACGAACACGUUUCGGGAAGAAUGUACUUGUGUUUUUCUCGACUUUUUUCGGAAGUGAAAAAUGGCCAUGGCGAUUAAGAAGUUGUACGGAACUUCCGGUAUCGCUUUUCGAAGCGGCCUCACCGAGAUGAGAAAUAAAAAAUCGUGCAUGAUGCGCAUGCCAUAUUACCCAUUCUUGAUUUGGAAUCACAACAUACAACAGGUGAUGCCGCGACACUGGUGGCCGCCUGGAAAGCUUGUGGGAUCAAGGACAGUUCGCUGAAAGAUUACAAAGCGGGCGAAAACACCAGCGAUUUGGUGUGGGAAGUGAAACAAAGUACUGCUACUGUGUUGAAAAAGUCUGCUCAGAUGAUUUGCGAUUCUGCCAAACCAUUUUGACGUGCUCGGAGUCCAUUGUGAUGCCAAGCACACUUUCCUUCUGCAGCCCUAAUAUUUCUGAAUCCAAAAGAAAAAACACAUUCUUAUCAAAUACAGCCCACCUCUGCAACACCAUCUGCAUGUUGGCCUCCGAGAUCUGCGCAGACCUCACCGGCCUAGCCGUAUCAAAUGUAAAAAUGUCUGGGUCUGGAAGAAUGCAACUUGUGAUGCUCAUGCUGCAUUUGGAUGUCUAAAACUAAAAAAUUUGUGUUGCAUGAGCAGCAAAAGGAAUCUAAUUUCUGCUACGCGGAGAGGGCAUUUGUCAUGCAGAAUAGGCAUCAAGAACCCCUCAAAAAACCUGUGAUGCUAGGUCAUGCAUCACAGAGACCACGGCUCAUGCAAAUCGUGCAUCACAAGUCUCAGAACCUUCCAGACCCAGACAUUUUUACACUUGAGAAGCCGCCCGGCGGUACGACGAAGUUACCUGCUCGCGUUACUGGAACCGGGUGUCGGAGGAAUCCAUAGUGGUCACGGAAACCAACGACUAUCGAAUAAAAGAGUGUUAACUUUAACGGUUUUCACAGAUGGCAGUCAUGCAUUACAAAUUUUGCCUUCCGUGCAUGGUACGCAAUACAAAUUUGCGCGCCUCUUCAGAUGCAUCCCUGCAUCACAAAUUCCGUUAACGUUAGCACUUUUUCUUGUGAUAGCGACGCGUCGUCCAAAGCCAUGUUCUUCGGGUGGAGACUGCAGCUGCUGUUCACCUUUGUGUUCCUGCUGUUUUCGGUCAGCGGCUUCGGGGAUCAUGAUCAUGGAGGGUUCCUCGGUACUACAGCAGCCUCGUCGGUCGGAAGGAGCAGGCAAGUGCAGGGGGUGUGGUGAUCAACAUGGUGACAACUGUCAUCGAAGAGCUCGAAGAUCAUCGAACAUUUACAGGCGAGCCGCGAACAAAUUCUAAAGUGAAAGAUUGUUUUGUUAUGACGAUUUGUUGAACUAGUACCCAGUAAAGGCUUUUCUUGCUGCUUGAGCUUUCAACUCUUGUACGAUUACACCAGAUUUUAAUGAAUUUCAAUUUUCCGAGAAACCAAUACUAACCGAUAAUUUAACAAACUAGUCACAGAAGCAACAAAUGCACCAAGAAAUGUAGAAUUUCGAUUCAUCGGAAUCAAAGAACGGGUCCGCGGUCCUGCUCCUGCGGGCUCGACACUAGAAAUGAACUUGUAUCAACGCGUUAAGUCGAGAAAC